Messenger RNA from Cajanus cajan (pigeon pea), 1199 nucleotides. The record is from RefSeq and is a predicted model, not a curated record. Lineage: Eukaryota; Viridiplantae; Streptophyta; Magnoliopsida; Fabales; Fabaceae.
CUUUUCCUUCAUGCACAAAAUACGUUUCCUUCAUAUAAUUUCACGUAUAAAACGUCAAGUUUUGUGAUGUUUUCUUCAAUUUUUUUCCAUACAUGUGAGACAUCAAAGCUGUGACAUUUUCCAUGCUCUACCGUGUACUCGUGGCAAAGACAGCAUUUUCACACACGCGCUGGCCAACGUCAAGUAGAGAGCUGAAGAGUAGAGUUUGCUUAAUAGAGAUAGUUUCUGAGUUGGGAUUUCUGGAAGUUACAUGUUCUCUCUUCGGGUCCACAGUGCCAUCUUCUACCCGUCUUUACAUAUCUGAUUGCUUCCGGAAGUUGCAACACCAUGCUUUCAGCUUUCCCUCAACACUCACAUCUGACACGUGUUUGGUUGCUAAUGAUGUACUGAGCACUUGUUUUUCACACAUAACAAUAUUUGGGAUUUUUACCUGCAGAGGACAAGGGCAGCGAUGAUAUUCAGAAACCUGGGGCCAUUUGUGCCAAUUAUCAAAGUAGCAUGGGGAAAAACUAUCGCUGUUUCUAAGCUCUUUUGUUUUCUACACAUUACCAACACCUAUGUGAUCAGCCCUGUUGUGACAUAUGGUCCUAGCAUGCUUCCUACAAUCGAACUGAGACCAAAUGUGUUCUUAAUGGAAAAGAUCUCAACCCGGUUUGGUAAAGUUGCUUGUGGAGAUAUUGUAGUCUUGCGUCAUCCUCAAGACCCUAGACGCUUCAUGACAAAACGCGUGGUUGGAUUGGAGGGUGAUAGUGUUACAUACAUUUCAGAUCCCGAGAACAAUGAUAAGCCUGAGACAACUGUGGUUCCAAAGGGUGGUGUUUGGCUAGAGGGAGAUAACAAGUAUAAUAGCCUUGAUUCAAGAAAAUUUGGGCCUGUUCCUUAUGGCCUUAUUCAGGGCAAGAUGUUUUGGAAGAUAUUGCCACUUAAUGAUAUUGGACCUUUCUGGGAUAAAUGAUCUGAAGCAAAGCAUUCAAUCAUGUAAGCUACAAUAUUUGUUCAACAUGACUGUUCAAUUUGGAAGACAAAACCCUACCUGUUUGGACUCUGUCCAACCUUCUCUUUGCGAUUAGGAGUUUACAACCUAGACUUGUGCAUUUUGCUCGGCUAAGAUUCAAAUUGCUACUUUUUUUCUAGUAAAUAUAAGGGAAGUUUAUCUUCAAGGGUCGUUUGUUUCUAUUACAUAUAUAAUUAACUUUCUA